CAGUGACAGUCGCAGACGGCGCAGAAAAUCGAACAGAGCGACGAUCGACGACGCAAGGACGAAGAAGAAGUAGAAGCAGCGGCGGCGGCGGCGGCGGAAGAUAGCGCGUAGACCCAGUCCCCUCAUGCCUCCUCUCGCCGGAAAAGCAAAAAGCUUUCCGAUCAGCUGAGCGAUCCGCCGAUGUCGUCUCUCCACCGAUCCUCGAGCGCUCCGUCCAAGAACGGCCUCCCUUCGCAGGAGCUCCUCGACGAUCUCUGCAGUCGAUUUGUUCUGAAUGUGCCCAAAGAAGACUUACAGUCAUUUGAGAGGAUUUUAUUUCUUGUGGAAUAUGCCCAUUGGUUCUACGAGGAUAAUUCAGUAGAGAAGAAUCCGUCUCUGAAGUCAUUGAGUCUGAAAGAGUUCACCGGUUUACUUUUUAACAGCUGCGAAGUUUUGAGACCUUACGUAGCUCAUAUUGAUGACAUUUUCAAAGACUUUACUUCCUACAAGGUUCGAGUUCCUGUGACUGGUGCAAUUAUCUUGGAUGAAACAUACGAACGGUGCCUACUAGUGAAGGGAUGGAAAGGAACAAGCUGGAGCUUUCCUCGUGGGAAAAAGAACAAAGACGAGGAAGAUCAUGCAUGUGCCAUUAGAGAAGUCCUAGAGGAAACAGGUUUUGAUGUAUCAAACCUUCUCAAUAAGGAUGAGUAUAUUGAGAUGAUAUUUGGACAGCAGAGAGUGCGGUUGUAUGUAAUUGCAGGCGUGAAGGAUGAUACUGCCUUUGCUCCACUUACUAAAAAAGAGAUUAGUGAAAUUGCAUGGCACCGCCUCGAUGAGCUUCAGCCUGCAAAUGACGCCGUGAUAUCUCGUAGUAUAAUUGGGCUCAAGCUAUAUAUGGUGGCUCCUUUCUUGGCAUCUUUGAAGUCCUGGAUUUUGGCACAUCAGCCUCCUCCUGCAAGAUCUCAUAUACCUCUUAAAGGAAUUUGUAUUUGGAAGGCAAAGAAUAGUUCUACGGGAAGUAGCUCCACCAUAUCAGAGCCUCAGCCAAGUAGAUCUGCGUCUAAUGUUCACUCUUCUAACUCAGGCCCUGGGAAAAGUUUCCGUUACUUUAAAUUUGAUACUGCGGCAAUUUUAAGAGCAAUGGAAGCUGGCUUCUCUUCUUGAAAAUAAAAAAAAAAGGCCUCUUUUCGACAGCGUCCCCUACUUUUAGUUUCGUGUCACCUUAGGGCUCGUUCUGGCUUCUUUUAACCCUUUCAUGAUAUGUUUAGUGUACAUUGGUGUUGUCGUGGCGUGAUGUUUGUCAGAGUGUUAGUGAUGUAUGUCUUGUACAGCUAGCAUUUGUAUAGAGGCAUGAUGCAGUUGGUAGAAACCAUUGCACAAACUUUGUUCUUCUUGCCUUAUGUACUGCUUUCAGAAUGGUCAUCACCAUGGAGUGAUCUCAAUGGGGUACUAUGA
Molecule: messenger RNA, 1434 nt
Organism: Syzygium oleosum
Lineage: Eukaryota; Viridiplantae; Streptophyta; Magnoliopsida; Myrtales; Myrtaceae
Product: mRNA-decapping enzyme subunit 2
Exons: 8
Coding region: 181-1143 (320 amino acids)
Biological process (GO): nuclear-transcribed mRNA catabolic process, nonsense-mediated decay; deadenylation-dependent decapping of nuclear-transcribed mRNA
Cellular component (GO): cytoplasm
Molecular function (GO): 5'-(N(7)-methylguanosine 5'-triphospho)-[mRNA] hydrolase activity; manganese ion binding; RNA binding
Source: RefSeq, a predicted model, not a curated record